This is a messenger RNA of Cercospora beticola, 1350 nucleotides long. RefSeq lists its product as uncharacterized. NCBI's taxonomy places the organism in Eukaryota, Fungi, Ascomycota, Dothideomycetes, Mycosphaerellales, Mycosphaerellaceae. The record is from RefSeq and is a predicted model, not a curated record.
AUGGCUGGCUACGAUGUGCUCGCAGCAAUAAAUGGCACGCGCACGAACGACUCAACUGCCGAGCUGUUUCGCAAGUCCAACUUCGCUCAUCGCCUCUCUACACAGAGGUCUUCCGCGAUGGAAGAUAAGGCCUCCCCGACCUUACUUCACCCGCGACAACACUACGCAAGCCUCCAAUCACAGACCGACAGUCCAGUUCCGGUGAACCGCAGCUCACUUCUUGCGCGGUACAGUACGGGAACAACAUCCUUCCACAGGGGACGCGCCCCACCUGCGCAUACAAGAACUGAAGAAUCGGAGUUCAAAAGCGGCAUCUCGACAAGAAUCUUGAAUGGCAUGGCGCCGAAGCGUCGAAAUGUGUUGAGUGGAGCUGUAGAGCACGAGACAGAAGGACAGGCUGCGUCGAAGCGACAGAAAUUAUUUGAUAACCACCACCGUGUAAGGCCGUCUGCGAACGUGCUUCUCGAUCGACGCCGCACUGCUCGCAAUAGCACACCAGAUUCCUCAGAUAAUGAAGAUACGGCAUUACACAGCGCGAGCAGCGUCGAGGAUGCGAGACCCUUGUUUGUAUCGCCAAGUUUAACACCACUUCGCGAACGCUCUUCCACAAUCGGCACCGACAAGCAGACUGAACCUAAAACACGCACAAUGGACUAUCAGCGCUUUCUAGACCGCAAAGUGGUCAAGUACCUCAUCGAAAACCGAAUUAAGCCCUCUGACAAGAAUUCGGGAUGGAACGCAGAAGAUCGAUGGAGCUUUAUAUUAAGCAGCUAUGAUAACAAGCUGAAAGAACGCGAAAAGGCUGGUGGCUCAUGGCGUUCCUUGUGGCCAGACUAUUACCGUGCUCGGGGUGAGAACGAGGAUAUGGAGUGGCUGCGGAAGACGUUCUCAGGCUAUUUGGCCGGUGCCCCUUCUCCAACGGGCGUAAGUCAGCCUGGACUAGGGGAAUUCAACGACGAAGACGAUGAGGAGGUCGUGGUGAAGCGCGAGGAAGUGGAAGUGCAUGAGGCUCGGCAGAAUGAUUCGGAGCUGCAGUUGCCCGCGUCUCCGAGCAGUAGAAAGAAUGGCACCUCUCGUCGCAGAUGGGGAACAACGCGUCGCCAGCCUCGUUCACGACGCACCAGUAAAGAAGAGCACGAGAUCCAUGUUUCUUCUAUCAAGACUCGCGGAUCGACUUCAGUUCCACAGGUCGCUGGCCCAGAGUGGCGGCAGUAUUGGGAGUUACGCAACGAUGGAAGUGCAGUUCUGGUAACGCCUCGCGUUUGGAAGUGGAAUUCAAGUUGUGAGCUGGUCGCAUGGCCGCCUUUGGAACACAUCUUGCCUCCACUCGAGCCAAUACCGCAGCCAUGA